Molecule: messenger RNA, 768 nt
Organism: Pocillopora meandrina
Lineage: Eukaryota; Metazoa; Cnidaria; Anthozoa; Scleractinia; Pocilloporidae
Source: the annotation of a GenBank genome assembly
AUGUGUUGUGUUAUAAAGGCUAUAACUGGCUGGCAUGUUGCUGAAACAGCUGCUAUUUCCCGCGAGAGGUGUGGGGGCCAAGGGUAUCUGUCCUGUAACAAGUUUGGCAGUGGUAUCGCUGGUUCGCAUUCCUCCAUGACGGCCGAAGGGGACAACUCAGUCCUGAUGCAGAAGGUGGCUUCAGAAAGGCUGAUGAGUCUCAAGCCAUCCAUGUUGGAGGUAGCGGCCAGCUAUGUGCCGAAGGCUGUGACCCGGAUCUUCGGUUGGGCCAAUCUCAACAACCCGAAAUACUUGCAGGAGCUUUUAGGGUCACGAGAGAAAGAUCUAUUUUUGAGCCUUGGAAUGAAUAUGAUGAAGGCUGGGAAGGAGGGAAGAUUUGACACCUGGAUGUACAUGGAACAGGAUCUUGUCCAAGCUGCUGCUCGUGUGUAUGGUGAACGACUCAUCAGUGAAUGUUUUGGCAAAGCUCUUGAUAAAGCUGACCCUGGUCUGCAACCAGUUCUCCAGAAACUUCAUCAUCUCUAUCAGAUGUCAGUCAUCAAGAAGGAUCUCGGCUACUUCACCACCUCGGGGCUGAUGUCUACGUGGACUGGGGCUAAAGUUGGGAAGGCAGCUGCUGACCUGUGUCGAGAAGUGGCACCGCAGGCCACUGCACUGUGUGAUGCAUUUGGAUUCACCGACGAAAUGCUUAAUGCCCCAAUUGCAAGAGACUGGGUCAAAUAUAAUGCAGUUGAUAGUAAAGGGGAAGUCGAAGGUGUGCAGUAUUGA